AAUUCCUAAAAAUGAUGCCAAAAAAUGGCAUAAUUUAAAAGAAAAGACUGUUUGGGGAAACGAAAUUACUUCUACUUCCCGGGUAGCAAAAAUGAAUAUGAUCUUGGCUGGUGAUGGUCACAAUAAUAUCCAAAGGACUAACAGUUUAAAAAAUCCCGCCAGUAAUCGGUAUGAUAUAGUAAUUACCAAUAUGCCUUUUUCUUUAAAAGGUCCUUUUGAUGAAUAUCGAGAUAAUUACUGUUUAGGCAAAGCCAAUGUCAUUCUUUAUCUAACUGCUCCUAAGGAAAGAAAACAAAAAGAAAUCUGGCAUUUUACAGUUAAAAACGAUGGAUUCACUGAAAAUAAAAGAGAGGAAAAGGGAGGCGAAAAUGAUUUUGAUAUUUUUUGGAAAUUUAAAGACCAUAGUGAAGAGGAAAAAUUGAAAAAUGGUUUUCAAAAGUUAGAGGUGGAAGAAAUAAAAAAAAAUUAUUUUGUCAGUAUUCCUGGCCUCUAUAAAAAAUUUGAUUUUACUAAGAGUAAACAUGAGACUAUUCCUUUACAAGAAUUAAUCGAAGAAGUGAUUAUUUUGCGAAAAGAUGCAGAUUUUCCCUUGUGGAGCGUAACUAAGCAAGAUAAUUUUGUUCCUCAAAAAGAAAGAUUUAAAGAGAGGAUAGCCUCAAAAGAUACUUCGGGUUAUAAAUUGGUUCCUCCUAAACACUUUGCUUACCGACCACCCGGAGUUAAUGUAGGUUAUAUCUGCUAUAAUAACAAGGAGAUGACCGGUUGCAUAACCGCUUAUUACCCGGUUUUUAAAGUAAAAAAUGAAGAAGAAAUAGUCCCUGAAUAUCUCUUUUGCGUUUGCCAAUCGGAAAAAUUUCGUGAACAAGCCGAUGCUUUCUUUCGCGGCACAGCCCGACCGAGCAUAAACUUCACCGACUUUUCUAGGAGAAUUGGUGAUCUUUGCUUGGUGAAUCCUCCUAAAUCUGAGGCAAAAGAGAAAAGCAAUAUCGACGUUUCUUUUUUACCGAUGGAAGACUGUGAAGAAUAUUCUCUAUACGUUCAUCCCCAGAAGAUAAAAAGAAUAAAAGAAAUUUAUCAAGGUUAUACUUACUUUCGAGAAGAUGAUCUAUUAAUUGCCAAAAUAACUCCUUGCUUUGAAAAUGGCAAAAUGAACAUUGUUAAGAAUUUAAUAAAUGGAGUUGGGUUUGGGAAAAAUUACAUGACCGGAACCACUGGCCGGCAAAGACUUAGACAAGAAUUUAUCGAAAACUAUUCAAUUCUUUUGCCCCCCUUAGAAAUUCAAGAAAAGUCGAAGAAAGACAUUUGCAAAAUCUUUGAUGAUAAUACUAUUCCGGAAGAAAUUCGCCGUUCGAGUGCGGCCAAAGCUGAACAAAUUCAAAAUUUUCAAAACUAUCUAACGCAAGGAACUUCUUAUUUGCUUUUGUUUUUAAAAGAAGAAAUUCAAGAACAAGUGAAGGCUCUGAAUGCUGAACUCCAAGUGCAAAAAGUUGAACAAGCCCUUGAACAAAUUCGUCAAGAAAAGACUACUGCCAAGCAACCGGAAGAAGCCACGA
This is a messenger RNA of Racocetra persica, 1553 nucleotides long. The record is from the annotation of a GenBank genome assembly. NCBI's taxonomy places the organism in Eukaryota, Fungi, Glomeromycota, Glomeromycetes, Diversisporales, Gigasporaceae.